Molecule: messenger RNA, 492 nt
Organism: Microthlaspi erraticum
Lineage: Eukaryota; Viridiplantae; Streptophyta; Magnoliopsida; Brassicales; Brassicaceae
Source: the annotation of a GenBank genome assembly
AUGGAGAAGAGAGCAUGUAGUGCUCUUGGUACAUGGGGAGCUCAUCCUCCUCUUGCUCUGCCUCAGCCUCUUCCAUUGGCUCAUCUUGGUUCCCCUCUUGUCAUCUUCAUCAACCAAUUGGUUCACCUCUUCUCCUUCCUCUUCACUCUCAGUUUCCUCACUCCUUCCUCAUUUGGAGAGCCAUUUCCCCCUCUUGAACAAGGUGUAUGCGAACUCGAUCGAGUCGGUCUACAAGGACUUGGUCGAGCUAGACUUACAACGGGUAGAAAGAGGGUUCAGAGGUCACAGAGGGUACAAGAGGAACCUGAGGUGCUUGUUGCUGAUACAAUGGAUGUACCAGAGGGGAAUGGAAACCCUUUGGGAAUGGACUCGGUCGAGCUAGGCAAACUCGACCGAUUGGUCAAGGAGAUGCUCCAAACCGCCACCAACAGAGACAAGGGAUUGUUCCACCACCAGUGCAGAACCACAACUUUGAGAUCAAGCUGGGAAUGA